Molecule: messenger RNA, 648 nt
Organism: Pyrus x bretschneideri (Chinese white pear)
Lineage: Eukaryota; Viridiplantae; Streptophyta; Magnoliopsida; Rosales; Rosaceae
Product: succinate dehydrogenase subunit 6, mitochondrial
Exons: 3
Coding region: 16-468 (150 amino acids)
Source: RefSeq, a predicted model, not a curated record
GAAUAGAGGGUUACCAUGGCCGAUUCAUCUUCGUCUCCUUCACAGUCCUUCGUUACAAAGCAUUGGGAGGGUUACAAGGAUUUCUGGUGCGAGCGAUUCUCCUUCCUCAACAACUACUCCAAGUUCGUCAAGCGGGACAAGCCCCUCCCUUCCUGGUCCGACUCUGACGUCGAAGCCUUCAUUGCUCUCGACCCUGUCAAUGGCUCCGCUCUGAAGACUGCUAGGGAAGCAGUGAACUUUGGUCUUACAGGAAGUGUUAUUGGAGCGGUAUCAACUGCUGGCUUUGCGUGGAAAUAUUCAAGGAGUUUACAUGGUGCUGGACUGUCCCUUCUAGCUGGAGGUGUUUUUGGCUGGACAUUUGGACAGGAAGUUGCAAAUCACUGGCUGCAACUUUACAGGUUCGACACCUUGGCUGCACAAUCCAAGUUCCUUGAGUGGUGGCAAGAAAAGAACGAGAGACGAUCUUAAACAUGGCUUGCUCUCGGAAGCAAAGAUAAUAACCGUUGUUCCAGUUCUACAAUAAGAAUCAAACACACCUGUGUUGAAAGUUGUAAUGGGAAAAGAUUGUAUUUACUUUAUAUUUGUGCUGGAUUGUUUCUUUUGGGCUCUUAAGAAAAUCAGUCUGAUGAAAUUGCAACAUUUUGUGAA